AUGGUCACCACAUCAGAGCUCAAGCGGCUAGAGUCACUACACAAUAGAAGAGAUAAAGAAUCAAAAGAUAUAGACAAUGGAAAACCUAACUUAUUUUCAAUUGAUUGGCUAAUAAGGCAAGAGUUGAAUCAAGAAGGACCAACAGACACAAAUAGCUUGGCCGAACGUAAUCUUAGAAAUAAACGGCUAGAAUUGUUGUUUCAAUCGAUUGACAGUGAUCUGGACGAGAAAAAUGAUACAUAUAGGGAAACAACACCAAACGAAAGUCGAGCCAAAAAGGAAGAGGAGACGAUGAGAGAUGAAACUUCCAUAAACUACCCCACAACAUUUUUGAAGCCUCACGAAUUGACCAACGACUUGGAGAUAGAUCUAAUGGAAAGCUCUUUAUUCAGUAAUAGGCAUGACCAUCAACUCAAGGACCCUAAUUCAGUGCAGCAUAACAGCUAUGAUAUCGUUGACAGUCUCACAAACAGUAACUCCGUGAAAGAUAACAGUUUAAGGUCCGUUGGCUCCCCUGACUCGAUCCCAGCUCGUGAUAGAGCUUUUGGAGUGAUUUCGCCAAGAAUAACUCACAGACAUCACAGAAACCAAUCGACACUGCUCGGUACUGACACACAUUCAUGCAAGGCCAAUUUAAAGCCAUUAAAACGUUUCAGAUCUGUUUCACAGUGCGACUUAGUUUUCCCAAACUUGAAUUUCAAAAAGCCCAAGAGGUAG
This is a messenger RNA of Lodderomyces theae, 717 nucleotides long. RefSeq lists its product as uncharacterized. Bases 1 to 717 code for a protein of 238 amino acids. The transcript has a single exon. The record is from RefSeq and is a predicted model, not a curated record. NCBI's taxonomy places the organism in Eukaryota, Fungi, Ascomycota, Pichiomycetes, Serinales, Debaryomycetaceae.